Ipomoea nil (Japanese morning glory) is the source of this 902-nucleotide messenger RNA. Its product is annotated as ethylene-responsive transcription factor 4-like. Gene Ontology annotation, biological process: regulation of DNA-templated transcription. The record is from RefSeq and is a predicted model, not a curated record. Bases 1 to 795 code for a protein of 264 amino acids. Gene Ontology annotation, molecular function: DNA-binding transcription factor activity; DNA binding. Lineage: Eukaryota; Viridiplantae; Streptophyta; Magnoliopsida; Solanales; Convolvulaceae. The transcript has a single exon.
AUGGGUAAAUUUGUCAUUUCGCAUUUUGGUCUUAUUCUUUUUGCCCUAUUUAAUAAGGGGGCGGCGGUGGUUGUGGCGGUUCCGGCGGUGGACUGCAACGUGAAUGGAGUGCGGAAAGAGCAGGUGCAUUACAGGGGAGUGAGGAAGAGGCCGUGGGGGAGGUACGCGGCAGAGAUCAGAGAUCCCGGGAAGAAAAGCCGCGUUUGGCUAGAGACGUUUGAUAUGGCGGAGGAGGCCGCUAGGGCUUACGAUAAUGCCGCGCGGGAGUUCCGCGGCGCCAAGGCGAAAACGAAUUUUCCGUUGGCGGAGGAGCGGAUUCCGCUCGAUUUCUGCGCGCGGUUUGAUAUGAACAGGAAUGCGUGCGAGAAGGACGGCGGCGGAGGAGGAGGAGGAGGGAAGAAUAGCAACCACCACAGUCCCAGCCAGAGUAGCACCGUGGAGUCGUCCAGCCGCGACACCGUGUUGGUUGACUCGUCGUCGCUGUUGGAUCUCAACGUCGGCGGCAGAUUCUCCGCGGUGAACCUUCCCUACCAAAGCCGUCACCUCCGCGUCGCGCCGGUCGUCGUGUGUGGAUACCCGCCCGCCGCUGUCGUGCAUCCGGCCAGCCACGUGUUCUAUUUCAACGCCCUCGCAUGUGCCGCGCAAUUUCGCCUUCCCUCAACCCCCGAUUCUCGUCUCCCAAUUUUCACGACGGCGGCGUCGGCAGCACCGGAAGCGGCGUUGCUCAGAGCGAGUCCGACUCCUCCUCCGUGGUCGAAACCAAUCGCGAUCUCAAACCUAAAAAAGACGGCCUAAUUUUAGAUCUUGAUCUCAACCUCCCUCCACCAGAAACUUUGUGAACCGCCCGGCAUCAAGAGUAAACCGUUUUUUUCCGUCGAAACCCUUUUUUGUUCAUUUUAGAA